Molecule: messenger RNA, 1087 nt
Organism: Polypterus senegalus (gray bichir)
Lineage: Eukaryota; Metazoa; Chordata; Cladistia; Polypteriformes; Polypteridae
Gene: mthfs
Product: 5,10-methenyltetrahydrofolate synthetase (5-formyltetrahydrofolate cyclo-ligase)
Exons: 4
Coding region: 319-1071 (250 amino acids)
Biological process (GO): tetrahydrofolate interconversion; folic acid-containing compound biosynthetic process
Cellular component (GO): mitochondrion
Molecular function (GO): 5-formyltetrahydrofolate cyclo-ligase activity
Source: RefSeq, a predicted model, not a curated record
UCGCCCGCUUUCGCAAUUUCAAGUCCAAAUUUCACGGCGCAAAUGAGUAACUCGACUGACAGGCGGCAGAACACAUUUUCGCGCAGCUGUUCUUGCGGGUUAGCCAGUCAUAUUUACCGGUUGCGCAGAUCUGCUCAUUUUUAAAUAGCAACCAAGCUACAAGCUUCGCGUCAAUUGGCCGUUAAGUGAAUAUUUUCAAAUUAUAUAUAGUUCUUUUUAAAAAAAAAUCAACUGUAGACACCGGCAUUAUUACUUCGAAACUGUAUAUUACACGAACGUGUGAUCGGCGCGCUCUCGCUUGCUGAAGAGCUUCCUUUUAUGGCGGAAACUGGAGUCGUCGAGGAAUGUUCAGACCCCAGCAACAUGGCUGCACUGAGAGCUGCUAAAAACGCUUUGCGUGCGAAUCUAAAAAAGAGGAUUGCUGCACUCGGCGAACAAGAAAAACUCAGACAAUCGGAUGUAGUUACGCGGAUGCUGAUGGUACACCCCAAGUACCAGAGCUGCCAAAGAAUCGCCGUCUUUCUGAGCAUGCCAGACGAGAUAGGCACGGAGAAGAUCAUUGACGAUAUUUUUCAGAAGGGAAAGGCCUGCUUUAUCCCCAAAUACCAGUCAAAGAGCAACCACAUGGAUAUGGUGAGGCUCGCCACGGCUCGGGAAAUUCGCUCCCUGCCUCUGACGACCUGGAACAUCCAUCAGCCUUCUGAAGAUGAUGAAAGGGAAGAUGCCUUAGCAACAGCAGGUGGCAGUGGAGUAACAGGAACUGAAAACUCCCUUCCAUUGAAUCUAAAGCUUUAUUGUACCUUAAUCGACGACAAUUGUCAGUGGAAAUCUCCGCAAUCAGGCGGACUUGAUUUGAUUCUUAUGCCUGGCCUGGGAUUUGACAAAAAUGGCAACCGCCUGGGCCGUGGAAAGGGAUAUUAUGACAGUUUCUUGGAGCGAUGCCUGAAGCACCCUAAAGGAAAACCCUACACCAUCGCGCUGGCUUUUAAAGAGCAGGUCUGUGAGGAGAUUCCUGUCACCGAGAACGACAUACAAAUUAACGAAAUAUUAUAUGAGUGUGGUUUCAAAUAAAACGGCUCCAAUUGUU